This is a messenger RNA of Heterostelium album PN500, 273 nucleotides long. RefSeq lists its product as uncharacterized. The transcript is spliced from 2 exons. The record is from RefSeq and is a predicted model, not a curated record. Bases 1 to 273 code for a protein of 90 amino acids. NCBI's taxonomy places the organism in Eukaryota, Evosea, Eumycetozoa, Acytosteliales, Acytosteliaceae.
AUGACAUUAGAUUUUCAUCGACAAGUAUUUCAAUCAUGUUUUGAGAAAGAUGGUCUUGUCGUUAUGGCAAAGGGUCUGGGUUUGCAACAUGUUAUACUUGCAUUCCUCAAACUCUACUCUGAUAGCGAUCAUCUGGUACUCUAUCUUGAUCCAAUCAAUGAUUCUCUACAAGAAUCAUAUGUAUUCUACACAGAACAACUAUUGGCAUUCGGUGUAAACUAUCAAAAUCUACCAACAUUAAUCAAUCAAGAACAAUCUGGUACUUCAAAUUAA